This is a messenger RNA of Protopolystoma xenopodis, 753 nucleotides long. NCBI's taxonomy places the organism in Eukaryota, Metazoa, Platyhelminthes, Monogenea, Polystomatidea, Polystomatidae. The record is from the annotation of a GenBank genome assembly.
AUGGAACAAGUCCUCAGUACACUGGCGCCACACUUUUCUCCGCCAUCAUUUUCUACUUCCGGUGCUGGUGAUGGGACCAGGCCGUCAUGUGCCCCACUCGUUCCGGUCGUCCCGCCUCAUUUGGCUCGUCAACUGGCGGCAGAGGCUGCAGGCUCGCUUUCCAAGCUGGUCGCCAUCACAGCGGCCUCCACGACUGCCGCUGGUACCGGAGGUGUCGUUGCCUCCGCCUCUUCAUCUGGACCCGGCGUCUUACAGCCGCCGCCUUCGGAGCCGGCCAGCGCUCAACUGGUGCCUCCUGUCGGAUGGACUGCGGACCCCUCUGCGUCCGGUGCUCUUUGUCGUACCGAGGAGCAGACGAAGGCCACUAUAUUUUGUAUUAGUGAGGUCUUUUUUCUUCGAGUUUAUAUUUUGUUAAAAUUUAUCGUUUUUGCCGCACGCCUCCUUGUCGCUUCCCCAUUACAGCACACUCUCUUCUCCGCCUCAGCCCUGCGCAAGUCUCUGGCUUUGUCAGUGCCUCAUGUGAUGCGUGAUCUUGACCCGGCCACCGCAAGUUCUAACUGUCGGCGCGUGGUACCGCGACCCUCUGAGCUCGUCGAGCCCUGGGCUAGCGCUGUUCGCACAUCUGAGCAGCGUCUUGAUUCUGGGCUUGGCCUCUUCCACCUGCACUCCCUUUUACUGCAGGCUCCCAUUGCCAGCAUUCCCGCCGGUGAAACCAUUGCCAGCUCGGCACCCCUGCCGCUACCAAUCGGGUGA